AUGCCGUCCAACGCCCAGCAGAACAUCUGGAAGCAGAUGAACUACACGCCCCCGCGGGGGUCAUGCAACCACAAGGAGUCCUUACUGUCUCCCAAAUGUCCCUGCCUGCGCUUCAUGCUGCACCCGCUAAAGGUACGUACCAUACCCAACUUCUGCCCGCCCAACCCUAGCACGACCUCCCCGCCUCUCACGGCCUCCCUCCGCAACCGCUGCCUCGCCAACAACAACCCGCCCCAUCUCCGUUUAAAAAGCCCCAACCCUUUCCCCCUUCUUGGCCCAGCCGAGCCCAGCCCUUCCAGCACCAGCACCACCAUCACCAUGACGCAAAACCACCCCUCCCAAAUAGCACCACCUAACCCACCCACACAGGUCACAUCCUCCUUCACCUGCGACGGCUGCAACCACCACGCCUCCUUCCACAACAUGUCCUCCCCCACCGACGACGCCAUCAUCGCCCGCUGGACCACCGAACAAUCCACCGACCCUCCCCCCGCCGCCCCCCGCUCCCGCAAACGCCCCCGCCGCGCCCUCAUCGAAGCGCCCCCCUCCGUAACCAACAGCGCCGCCCCCACCGAGCACGAACCCGCCGACGCGCUGGACGCCUCCUUCCUGUUCAGCGAGGACGUCGAGUGGAUAGACAACGGCGGCCGCGGCGCGGGCGCGUCGUUCAAUGGCAGCGAGGCUGGAGGCAGCACCAUCGGCGGCGGCGGUGCGAGGGGGAUGCGGGACGGUGGGAGUAGGACGUGGGGUGAUCGCUUUAGCAGUUGGAGCUUUGGCCGGGCGGCGGCGGAGGAGCCGGUGAAGACGCCGCCGAAGAGGCAGCAGCCGGGGGAGAAGGGGAGGAAGAAGAGCGCGAGGGUGUCGUCGUCGCAGCGGGGUCGGCAUCAGCAGCGGGAUGAGGAUGAGGAAGGGGGGAGUGGGGUGGUCGAUUUGGAUUGA
Diplodia corticola is the source of this 939-nucleotide messenger RNA. RefSeq lists its product as uncharacterized. The transcript has a single exon. The record is from RefSeq and is a predicted model, not a curated record. The coding region runs from base 1 to 939 and encodes 312 amino acids. NCBI's taxonomy places the organism in Eukaryota, Fungi, Ascomycota, Dothideomycetes, Botryosphaeriales, Botryosphaeriaceae.